This is a messenger RNA of Symbiodinium necroappetens, 285 nucleotides long. The record is from the annotation of a GenBank genome assembly. NCBI's taxonomy places the organism in Eukaryota, Dinophyceae, Suessiales, Symbiodiniaceae.
GAGUGGAAGAACAACGUGGACAAAGCCAUUGCGAAGGGGCAGACACUCCACGUCUUCUACUUCGAAGGGAGAAAGGGUGAGGGGAAGAUGGCUUGGGAGAAGCUGUCAGACAGCGAGGCUAUGAGUGAAGCCCGGGCCCACAGCGGUCUGGGCCGCUCGCAGACGGCUGAGGUUGCGUAUCUCGACAGGCAGGAGGCCAAGUACGAAGAGCACGACAUCAAAGACUUCGAGUCCUUCAUGGCUUCUCGCAACCCUGUCGCGGCCAACAACAGAUCGUCUGGCACG